Messenger RNA from Rotaria sp. Silwood1, 282 nucleotides. Lineage: Eukaryota; Metazoa; Rotifera; Eurotatoria; Philodinida; Philodinidae. The record is from the annotation of a GenBank genome assembly.
AUGCCAAUAUCAUUUCGUUGGAUUAAUCAACCAAAACGAAAAACAAAAAAACAUGAUGAUAAGAUUGUACCAGUGUUACAAUCCCCAACACAUGGAGAAAAAUUCCAUCUAAAAUGGGAUAUCUCGAAUUUUGAUCCAGAAACUAUAAAAACAACAAUUGAAGGUCGUCUUUUAAUUAUAGAAGCAAAAACGAAUAUCAUCAUACGAAUAAUGACAGUACUAAAGAAAAAAAAAAUAAUAAUCGACUUACCUGAAAUUGUUUAUGAACAUGCUGCAUCAUAA